Molecule: messenger RNA, 4955 nt
Organism: Nothobranchius furzeri (turquoise killifish)
Lineage: Eukaryota; Metazoa; Chordata; Actinopteri; Cyprinodontiformes; Nothobranchiidae
Product: semaphorin-7A
Biological process (GO): regulation of inflammatory response; negative regulation of axon extension involved in axon guidance; negative chemotaxis
Cellular component (GO): plasma membrane; external side of plasma membrane
Molecular function (GO): chemorepellent activity; integrin binding; catalytic activity
Source: RefSeq, a predicted model, not a curated record
AAAUAUCAUGAAAUAGAAGAAGCUGCGCCUCUGAGUGAACAUGUUGGGUAUGGCGUCUGCCACACUGUCAAAUUCAUUGUGUAGGAAAAUGCACCUGCAUCUGUCAGUGUGUUUCCUCUGGUUAUGUGUGAGGAGUCUGACCGAGACCAGCUCUCAUUCACCGAGGAUGGUGUUCACUUAUCAAGAAUCGGAGUCUAAAAGGUUACCUUUACCUGGAGGACACACACCUGUCCAUAUUUUCCCUGAAGGAAAAUCAGAAGUUGUUGCAUCUUUGGGUGGAACUUACCUGAAGCUGAACUUUAACAACCUGCAGAAGAAUCCAGAAGAACAGAAGCUGAUGUGGAAAGACUGCAGCAGCCAGGACUGCAGCUACAGAAUCACCGUGGUCCAUCAGAGAGAGGAGGAGGGACAGGUGUUUGUGUGUGGGACCUCAGAUGAGAAAACACAGUGCUGUCACCUGAAUUUGACAGAUCAUUUCCACGAAUGUUAUGUCCCUAAUAAAUUACACAAAAUUGAGACAAUAGAGGAAUCUGUGAUCAAAGAAGGAGAACAUUCGGUCCUUGUGGAAACCGAACAAGGCACAGAUCUCUACAUUACGUACUCUGGAGCUCAGGAGAAUGUUGGCAUCCACAAGUUUGGGUCUAAAAGAGUAAGACCAGUUCACCAUGAUAAAGAGCAGCACUAUGUGGGUUUGGUGCACGACAAAAGGACUGAAAGCCUACAAAACAGAAUCUAUGCUUUUUAUAAGCAGAAAAGCAAAGACACAGGACUGGACGGGGACAUGUGGAUUCCCUAUGUGAGCCAAGUUUGCACGGCUGAUAUUGGGGGACCCAAGAACAAGCUGCAGUUUAGUUGGACAUCCCAAAUGAAUGCCAGACUCUUCUGUGGAAACGCCAACACCAAGCAGGAUUUCACUGAGCUGGUGGACGUUGCCACUGUUCAUGGAGACCAACAAGAAGCAAAGAUAUACGCGCUGUUCAGGAACGAGUGGGACAUGAGCGCUGUCUGCGUCUACUCCCUACGUGAUAUUAGAGACAUUUUCAUGACCUCUGCCUUUAAGGAUCAAGCAACAGAUGACAGACAAAGAGAACUGGACAAAAAGAGGAAGCAGUGUGUUCGUGACAGCAGCAUGCAACAUAUAGACGUCCUGAACAGGAUAGAGAGUAGAAGUGCUGAGAUGAUGGAUUGGGUUCAGCCGGCGAGCGGGUCGGGCCCGAUUCUGUUCAAGCACCAUAACUACACACACAUCUACGUCGAUGCCUCCCAUCCCAGGGGGAAUGGUCACCAUGUUGUUAUGUUCCUCUCUCUGAGUGAUGGAAGAGUCCACGAGGUAGUACAGACUGAGGCUCACUCUUUUAUCAUCGCUGAGUAUCACCCGUUCCGUAACCAACCACACAUCACCAGCAUCAGCCUCGACACCUCCUCUAAAAAGUUGUAUGUGAGCUCCAUAAGUGAACUGGUCCAGCUUGAUGUGGCUAACUGUACCCAGUACGGAAGCACCUGUGAGGAGUGUGUCCUGUCCAGAAAGCCGUACUGUGGCUGGGAUGGCCGCAGCUGCACCAGCAGGGGUGCUCUCCAGGAUGUGGUCAGAGGGAACUACACCAUCUGCUCGGAAAUACAAGCACGCUCAUCUCUGCUCUCCAGUAAGGAUUUCAGAAACCAGGAGAAGAUGGUGAUGCUUUCCCCUCAGUCCAUGUAUUUCCUGAGCUGCCCCGUUUUGUCCCAUCAUGCCCAGUACACCUGGCAUCACCCUGGUGGCGUCUUGCCCUGCAACCACCUGGAGGACCAGUGCAUCUUUCUCAUUGACAACAUGAGUGAAGCUCGAGAGGGAAAAUAUAAAUGUGAGUCAGAGGAGAGUGGCUACAGCAGGGUCCUGGAAGAGCUCGAACUCCAGCUGAGCCGCACGUCUGAGGCCGGGACGUUGGGUCCAACUGUCUGGGUUUGUGUCUCAGCGCUCAUGGUCAGGAGUUUCUGCUCUUCCUUUUACUAAAGGAAUUGGUGAAGUGCUGAGUCAUAUCCCGUCUACAGGGCGGAGACCAUUGGGCAACCAUUUAGACCAAACUGUUCUUCAGUGAGCAUGGAGCACAAGCCAAGGGUGUCCCUGUGGGGUCUCGAUGGUCCCAGAUCUGGAUAAAAUUUGCUUGCCCAAUGGCUUCCAUCCAGCGUAACCGGCCUCUAUUUGAUGAUCUUUGCAGUGUUCAGCUAAAUUCUGUUUUAGUUUUAUGGCUGUAAAGAUUCUUAGAAACUCAAUCAGUAUUGUGAUGGUGUGCUAACACACUGCUUCUGUCAGAUCUGUGAAAAUUUUAUUUAUCUUUAUAGAUUUAGUAAAGCUGAGUUCAUCCGUCUGACUUGUUCUGGGUUACAGAAUGUAGAGGAUGAUCAGAUGUUGCAAUAACAGAUUUUACGUGUGAAAGUUUUUUCCUUUUUCCUAAUUUUAAAGUACAAGAUUUGUUAAUUCUAGGUAUUUGAGAUAAAUCCGUAUCUGCAGUUGGGAGCUUCACAAGAAUCAGAAAUUAUAAAUCAAGAACCUAGUGAUCAUGAAGAUGAAGAAUCUAGACUAAUUCUGAUCUGACUGUCAUCAUGUGUCUAUUUCAUUUCAUUACUUGUUGUCUCUGAUAAAGUGUUAGAUCCCUUCAGCUAUAACGAAACUUUUACCAGGAAUCCACUCGGCUCAUCUAUCUGUUAACAGUGAUAAUUGAACGAGUGACUAAUGCAGGUCAGAUGGUUUUAGAUUUGUGGUUGUUCAAAUAACUCCAACACAGAAGUAAGUCAAACAGCCUGACAUCAGCAGCCACGAAGUAUUUAUUUUUAAGCUUUGAGAUGUUUAGUUUGAGUUUUUGAUGCUUGAUAAGGAGAUCUAAUGUGUCAUGUGAGAUAAAACGGGUGUGAGAAGUAUGUUUGCACUUCAGCCAGUCGGUGUGUUGCUCAGCUUGACUUUCAGAGAUUGUAAUUUAAUAUAUUUGUUUUGUUUUUGUCUUCAGUUUUACUUUGUGAUAUUAAUGCAACACACAGGGCGGGGUUCUUAUGAUGAAGGGGUUUUGCAUGUGUUUUCAUUAGACUCCAUUUUAAAUAUGUUUACUUGUGCUUUUCAACUUAGGUUGAUGAAGGAUUUCAGUGUAUUUAAGGUGAUCCACACCAGUGACGCCUUAAAUAGCACACCAGUCAUUGAUUCAGACACCUAUGGAGGGAAUUACUUUAGAAAGCUUUUUUUCAGGUAAAAUAUAUCUCAGAAGUCCCUCCUGAUGCUGAAUGUUCAGUAUUGCAGCCCACUUCUCUGUGGUCACACAGACCACAUCCUAGAGCAAAGACCUGCAGUCCCAAAUAAAAAUACCUUGUUGAAAACACACGGCUUCAUCUCAGACUGAUUUGGUUUAAUUAUUUUAUUCUAUUUAUUCUUUAUCUAACAAGGAAUGUCCCACUGAGAUUAAAAACCUCGUUUUCAAGAGUCCUGGCGAAGAGGCAGCAAAAGUUAGUUACAUAAUGGUUGUUAGCUUUAGUCUUUACAUUAUUUACAGUGAAAUAUUCUUUAAGGACGAUUGAGACGUUGACCUCGGUGCCACAGGUCAUUUGCUCUUGUUAUGGCUGUAAAAGUGGAACUCAGUAAAAGCACAAGUCAGCUAUUUUCAGAGCUUGUGACAUCUCUGACUACCUCUCUGACCUUUGAAUUUAACCAAAUGAGCCUUUUAAAACUUCUUUAGAAGAGAAAUCUUUGACAGUUGACUAAGACCACAUAUGGUGUGAGAUUAAGAUAACACCACAGUGGCGCCCAGAGAACUGCUAUCAGACCUCUUUAUGUCAGGUUAAAGGUACAAAAUGUAAGAAUUCUGCAGUGAAAUAAUCACUAAUCUCGAAGUUAUGCUGAGGAAGGUUAUGCUGAAACAGAUUUCAUUCUCAGCCGGCUUGGGGUUGUUAGUGUUUCUCCUUUCAAAAAAGCCAAAGAGGGAUGUAGUUCACAGAUCAGUGAGCCUGCAGUUACCAAAGCUGUGCAGGCAAACGCUGCAGCGUCAACAAUUGUAAUUAAACAUCAACGGGCAAAAAAACAAUGUUUUGCAAAAGUCCUAAACCAGUAAACAGGAGCGACCCAGAAGAUAUUUCUUGUACCCUUAAGGAGCCACAGCAUUUUUUUACUCUAAUAUCUGGUAAAGAAGGAUAGAGGCUAACGUUGAGCUAACAAUGCUAACAGAAAAUUAGACGUAAAUAUUUGGUUCUAAAAUAUCUUAAACAACUUUUUCUAAUACCAAUAACUUGAUAUUAUAGUGAAAUGUAUUUAUCUACUUAUCAGUUUACUGUUUAACUCAUGAAAUCAAACUCAUGGAAAAGUGCUGAGACAGUAACUUAUGUUUGGAAACUGGGCUGCAGUACCAAAACAUGACCCAGACCUAAUCUUGCAUAAUGCACCUUUAACUGUCAGAAACAGUCCCAAGGUGUGAAUGAAUGCUUGUGUGUCCUGCUUGUCUUUGGUGUCCCUGUGAUGGAUAUGUGCCAAGUCCUCAUGACCCUACUGAGGAAUCAAAUUCAGAAAAUGAAUGGAUGAUGGUGAACACAUUAAUCUGUAUGCAGCUGUUCACCUGAGGUUCUUAUGUUUCAUCAGUUUUAAGUUCUUCAAAUCACAGAAAAUAAUGUUAUAAUGUAUAAAACUAACAAUUGUUUUAUCCCUAGUUCACAUGAAAUUGUAUUUCAUUGAUUUGUUUUAUGUGCUCAUUUCAGAAAAUGUAAGUAUAUAUUUUUUUAUUAACUUUUAGUGACUCAUGUCUCAUUCAGUUUAAUUUUAUUUAUGUUUGAUGCGCACAUUUACCACAAUGCAGAUGUUGCUUUCUCAAUGGCAUACAGCACCUUUUGUCAAAGUAAAAAUAUCUAAUCUCGUGUUUUAUUCAUUUAAAAAUUAUAACAUGUUACAUAAAUUCAUGUUUUGCUGUCUGUGGAUAAAAAUAAAUAAAAUUAGUUUAAAAAGUUUA